AUGAAGCCGAUUGACGAUAAGCAAGAGAAGGUGACGAUCAGAGCGGUGAGCCACGACGAGGAAGGAAAAAAGAGGGUGGAGAAGAAAGAGCUCAACACUCACAAUAUCGAUACUGUCAAGUACGUCGAGAAGAAGCUCAUCAAGAAGGGUGUCCAGCGCCAGGAGCGCCACCCUUCCGACGGCAUCGGCAUUGGACGGCCGCCUCCAAAGUCUGGCCACGGCGGUAAGUUCACCUGGGAAGGCCCUGCUGACAUGGCAGAGAACGAGCUUAUGGCGGCGCCGGCGGCCAUUGACGAGGGAGACCCCAACUAUGAGGACGGCGAAGAGAAGGGAGAGGAGGUGGCGGAGUUAGUUGUUGGGGAGGUUGAAGUGGCGAAGGUUGCUCAGGAGCACGACGGGGUUGCUAGGGUUGACGUUGAUCCUCGACUGGCGGUGAAUUAA
Messenger RNA from Sphenostylis stenocarpa, 441 nucleotides. The record is from the annotation of a GenBank genome assembly. Lineage: Eukaryota; Viridiplantae; Streptophyta; Magnoliopsida; Fabales; Fabaceae.